Messenger RNA from Owenia fusiformis, 2535 nucleotides. The record is from the annotation of a GenBank genome assembly. Lineage: Eukaryota; Metazoa; Annelida; Polychaeta; Sabellida; Oweniidae.
GUUAAUGCAAAUCUUGCUUUAUUGUCAAGCAUGUCGCCUGCCAGUGCCUACAAAACAAAUCACUUCUGUUUUUUGAACGUGGAGAAAAGUUAACCGGCGAUCGAAUAAUUUAAAAAAGAAAAUUGGAAAAAAAACGAAUAUCAAAUUGUACCAGUGUACAUAGAGGAACAAUAAUCACGGUCUUAGAUAUUCAUAAAAAGGACAGUGGUGCGAUUAUCACUAAAAGGUUCCUGUUGACACACUGAUUUCAUUCAAGGAGUCUAAGAAUAUUGCAUUAUAUUGUGCGAUCAGAGCUACAGUCACGCUGUAUUUGGACUGUUCAUAAGAAUAAGGAACUGUCGACAUACUGCGUUCAGACUGUGCCCAUAAAACAAUUGUUAAACUGCAUAUUUGGUUUGUGCACAUAAAAUCGUCGUCGCAUUGCAUUCAGAAUGUGCCCAUGAAACAAUCGUCAUGCUAUAUUAAGACUGCCAUGUAUCUGAACAAUUGUUGGAGGACACAUUUAGAUAUAUGACAUAAAAAGGAAUUCCAAAUUCUGUCGUUGCAUUAACACAUGGAAGAUUACAGAUGAACUAGAUGAAAAUGUCUUCCCAUUCUAGUUGGGCACUUCAAAUGAAUCCUGGAUGUGCAUCACUGCGUAUAUAGAGACUUUUAUUAUAGAGACUUUUACAAUAUAUCUCAGCAGAUCGGAAGAGUCCAUGCGUCGAAUUACAAAAGGUUUUUAAUGCAACAUAAACAUGCAUUAUUGUGUCUAUAUUAACAAAAAGUAUCCAAAAUGGACGAUGAUUGAGUCAGUUUUAAUUGUCUAGACGUAUUAAUUCUUUCUAUUGGGAUAUCAUCAUCAUAUCUCCAUGGUGACUAAAAAUGAUGAACUUGAAUCGUAAAGGUAUGAUACCUUUAAACUGGUAAUAGCUCUUCAUUUACAAGAGCAUCAUAAAAAGCAUUUUCCUUAUCUCUCGUAUUUAAGUAUGUAGUAUACGUUUGUUCUUUUUAAUUUCCUGUCGCAAUCAUGGAUAUAACUGUAUCUUUUACUGCUACGACGAUAUUUCAAAGUGAGGGAAAUUCCGAGAAUCCCGUGGAACGUUUCAAUGUGUCUUUCGAAGAUAUCAUAGAAAAUGGAGUAGAAAUUGAGAUGAGGACGUUGAAACCUAUGAUGCCUUUACUAGGACGCGUGGCCAUUGGGAUGGAGAUGUACUUUAAACCUAUUGUAACAUUGCUAGGUAUAGGUUUGAAUGGUUUAGUGGUUUUCCUACUAAGAACUCCUGAACUUAAAGCAAUUUCGAUAUCCUCAUAUUAUAUAGCAGUUGGGGUAUCAGAUAUGAUUUUCUUGGGUACCUCGUUUGUGAUGUGGACCCGCAAAGUUGGAUUUAAUGCUUUACUGUUCAAUGGAUUGUGUCAGAUAUUAAUGUACUUGACUUAUAUGAGUUAUUUUAUCUCGACGUGGUUGCUGUUGAGUCCCGUCAUUCAAAGGGUUGUGAUCCUCUGUAACACCGAUUUGGAAGUGAAGAAAGCAAGCGUGGUGAUUGGGUUCGUCACAAGUCUUGCUAUCCUCUUCUAUUCUUACAUUCUCUGGACGUUUGGGGUCUACGAUGCCCAUAUGGGCUUAGUCUGUGCCCCGAGGGAACAAUACAGAGACCUUACAGAGACUUUAUUCAAAAUAGACACUAUCGCUAACGCCUUAAUCCCCGUCGUGUUGACUUUAUUCUUUUUGGCUGUAUUCAUUUCCGCAAUGAUUUGGAGAAAGUACAAGCAGCGCAAAUGCGUUAGGAAGACCCCAGUAAGGUUAGAAGAUUAUGGAUUUUCUAACGACAGCGGGACACGUGAAUGUAUGGAGACGUUGAUAUUCAUAUUGCUCGUGACGACAACAUCAUACAUAAUGACAUUACCGGCAGCCAUUGAAAGACUGAAAUUCUUUUUCUAUGGCCCUGCUGGUCGAAGCACUAUCACUAUCAAUGACAUAUGGAGAAAUGAAAUCUUCCUCAAUGUACAGUUGACAAGUUUCAGCACAAAACUGGGUGCGUGCAUGUAUUUCAGGCGGUUUAGACGGGUCUUGUGCAGAUAUCUCAAAAGGUGCUUCAAAAGAAAGGACGACGAUAUGGAAACGGGGUCCAUAGAAGAACUUGCUCAUAUGACAAUUCCAAACUUGCCCACUCCAACCUAAAUUGGUAUCUUAAGAAUUCGUUCUUAUAAUUGCUCUGAGUUAAUAAGAAUAUCGUGUUUGAUUAUUCUGUGAAGUUUUCUGUCAUGUAAGCAAAUCUUUUAAUAUUUUUCAGCAUUCCAGUUAUUUAUGUAUUGUAUAUGAUGCACGUAGUUACGUCAUCGUAGGUUGAGUAGGUGUAACGUAUUGUUUAUUCAUUUCCUUGAACUCUUAUGGCUGUCUUUAUUGAUCAUUUAUCAAUGGUUUAUCUCUAGUGAAUAUCAUCUGGCAGUUGACCAGUGAUCAUGAAGUAGAUUUCCUUUUUACAUUUCAUAAAUACAAAAAUACUAUUUGUAUCGUGUGUAGAAAUAUGUUAUUAAAAUUAUCAUAAAUGUGAA